UUUAUCUGCUGUGUGUGAGUGUCUUUCUACCUGGGUGUCAUAAAACGGUACACAGUCCAGCUAAUAACACGUCACACACACACACACACACUUGCUUUAACACUGAUGUUCUCAUCUGGACGAGAUCUUUUCACUCACACGUCCAGUGCAGUAUGACCGACGAAAGGAUGGAUGUGAAGAGGACAAAUAAGAAGAAGAAGGCUGAGUGCUGUGGAUAUCCAAUCAGCAUUUUCUUCAUUGUAGUCAAUGAGUUCUGUGAAAGAUUUUCCUACUAUGGCAUGCGAGCUGUGUUGGUGCUGUAUUUCCGUUAUUUUCUGCAUUGGGACGAUGACCUCGCGACCUCUAUUUAUCACGCCUUUGUGGCCUUGUGCUACUUGACACCCAUCCUGGGAGCCAUCAUUGCAGACUCCUGGCUCGGGAAGUUCAAGACCAUCAUCUAUCUGUCCAUAGUGUACGCCGCCGGUCAGGUGACCAUGGCCGUCAGCACAGUUCAUGACAUCACAGACGCCAACAGAGACGGCACACCGGAUAACCUGACUGUCCACGUGGCUUUGUCAAUGUUGGGUUUGAUUCUCAUUGCUCUGGGCACCGGUGGCAUUAAACCCUGCGUGGCUGCGUUUGGUGGAGAUCAGUUUCAGGAACAUCAGAGUCGACAGCUCAACACAUUCUUCUCAGUGUUUUAUCUCUGCAUUAAUGCUGGAAGUCUUCUCUCCACGCUCAUCACACCUGUUCUCAGAGCUCAGGAGUGUGGCGUCUACAGUCAACAGAAGUGUUAUCCUUUAGCAUUUGGAGUACCGGCUGCACUCAUGGUUGUGUCUUUGGUGGUGUUUAUCGCCGGCAGUGGGAUGUAUGUGAAAACGGCUCCAGAAGGAAACAUCAUGUGGUCCGUGUGUCAGUGUAUUGGGUUUGCCAUCAAGAAUCGUUUCAGGCACAGAAGCAGCCGAUAUCCAGAGAGAGAGCACUGGAUGGACUGGGCAGAUGAGAAAUAUGAUAAACUUCUCAUCGCUCAGAUAAAGAUGGUGUUGAAGGUGUUGUUUCUUUAUAUUCCUCUGCCCAUGUUUUGGACUCUGUUUGAUCAGAAGGGCUCGCGCUGGACUCUUCAAGCCACAACUAUGAGUGGAGACUUUGGGGCGUUUGUCCUUCAGCCGGAUCAAAUGCAGACUGUGAACCCGAUCCUCAUCCUGACGCUGGUGCCCAUCAUGGACCGCAUUAUUUUCCCACUCAUUAAGAAGUGUGGCCUCAAUUUCAGUCCUUUGAAGAGAAUGACUGUAGGGAUGCUGUUUGCUGCCAUGGCGUUUGUUGCUGCAGCUCUGGUUCAACUUGAAAUCGACAAAACAUUGCCAAAUUUCCCAUCAUCCUCUGAGAGUCAGUUAAAGGUGGUGAACAUGGGCAGCAGUUCACUGACUGUUACCAUCACAAACAUUGAGCCUCUACAGAUUGAACCACUGGAGAGCACUGAAGAUUACUUGACGUGUGGUGAUGAGAGCAUCACAUUGUCAUUGAACACAGAUCCUGUGAUCACGAAAGCUUUGAGUUUAUCGAAGGGUCAGCGUCAGACCCUCAUCAUCCCCUCUGACCUCAGACUCAUGUAUCUGAAAGAAGACAGAAUGUCCAAACCAGAUGAGGGAAAGAACGCCGUACGAUUUGUGAGCGGUUUGACAGAACUGGUGAACAUUACUGACCUGGGCUCCGUCGAGCCGUCUGACACGUCAAACUACACACUGCUUUCACAGGGAACAUGGAAGUUUGUUCUCAGCAGUGGAGAGAGGACGUGUACCUUUUCUCCAACACUUGGAUUCGGUGCCUCUCUCACUUUCCUCAUCCCCAGCGAUCUGCCCUGGACUGAGUGUGAUCGCGUGAUUAAGAAGGUGGAAGACAUCAAGCCGAACACAGUGCACAUGGCUCUGCAGAUCCCUCAGUAUUUUCUCAUCACGACAGGAGAGGUGAUGUUCUCUGUCACCGGCCUUCAGUUCUCAUAUUCACAGGCUCCAAAAAACAUGAAGUCGGUGUUGCAGGCCGGCUGGUUGUGUACGAAUGCGGUGGGAAACAUUAUUGUGUUGAUUGUGGCCGAGCUUGGAAAACUUCCUAAACAGUGGGCGGAGUAUGUGUUGUUUGCUUCACUGCUGGUGGCUGUGAGUAUCAUCUUUUCCAUCAUGGCUUAUUUCUACAAGUACAUCGACCCAGCCGAGAUCGAAGCUCACAUCAAGAGAGAACAAGAACUGGAACGGGAUGACAAGAGAGAGAACGAGACCGAGCUGAAUGAGCUCAAACAAACCAAGAUAUAAGUCACGCGUGGGAUAAUAUUCACGAAUACGAUUAAUCCUUCUGUUCAGUAUUUAUUAACUGACUGUGAACUGAUGUGCUUGUGUGACGAUAUGGAUUAUAACGCUGACGGAGUGUGAUUUGUGAUUUUCUG
Messenger RNA from Triplophysa rosa, 2416 nucleotides. It is a transcript of the gene slc15a1a, whose product is annotated as solute carrier family 15 member 1a. Gene Ontology annotation, biological process: oligopeptide transport; transmembrane transport. Gene Ontology annotation, cellular component: membrane. NCBI's taxonomy places the organism in Eukaryota, Metazoa, Chordata, Actinopteri, Cypriniformes, Nemacheilidae. Gene Ontology annotation, molecular function: dipeptide transmembrane transporter activity. The transcript is spliced from 23 exons. The record is from RefSeq and is a predicted model, not a curated record. The coding region runs from base 153 to 2285 and encodes 710 amino acids.